Molecule: messenger RNA, 4546 nt
Organism: Penaeus monodon (black tiger shrimp)
Lineage: Eukaryota; Metazoa; Arthropoda; Malacostraca; Decapoda; Penaeidae
Gene: galene
Exons: 9
Coding region: 456-2093 (545 amino acids)
Biological process (GO): stabilization of membrane potential; potassium ion transmembrane transport
Cellular component (GO): membrane
Molecular function (GO): potassium ion leak channel activity
Source: RefSeq, a predicted model, not a curated record
CUGUUCGUGUGCGAUGAUUACGUAUGAAGGCUUUAGUACUCUUUACAGAGGAGCUGUAUUCAUUUCUGAUUUUUUUUCUUUAUUUACUUGGAUUGGCAUAUGCAAAUGAAAAAUAAAUCAAUAGUAUGAAAUUUUGACACAACUGAACAAAGGUGGGAUGGAACCAGUCAGUGUAAAGGCAUUAGGAAGGCCCUUUCUUCGUUUUUCAUUUCCUCCUCGUAAAAAAGUUUUUUUUCUUCUUAUAGUGAAUUAAAGUGAUGCUUCCUAGAAAACAUGAAGUGGACGUAGAGAACUGAAGAAAAAACAAUUUCACAACAUAAUGAAAACUUCUUUCGGAAAUACAGUUGGGUGAAAGACGAAAAAAGUGAUAAAAGGAAGAAAGAAAAAGAGAAAAGCAUUGGCAGAAACGCAUUCAGAUCGCCUCUGACGCGUCAGAAAAACAAAUUCGCAACAAGAUGCGCGAGGAAGGCGGGCAAUGUGAUAGCUGUGGUUACUACCUCAAGAAUAUAAUCAAAUUCCUCAUCAGCCACAUAGGCCUCGUCUCGCUGGUCAUAGGCUACACCAUCGUGGGAGCCUUCACCUUCGAGAGACUCGAGGCCGAGCAUGAACUCCAAAUCAAGAAGAACAUGUCGUCCGUGAGACUCAAGGUGACGGACGACCUGUGGGUCAUCACGGACGACAUGAAGGUCCUGAACGAGAGCAUGUGGGCGGCGUCGGUGCGAGAGCGGCUCAAGCUGUUCGAGCGUUCCCUCAUCAGCGCCAUCAAGAACGACGGCUGGGACGGCUCCGAGGACCUCAAUACGCAGCAGUGGACCUUCGCCGGCGCGCUCUUCUACUCCAUCAUCCUCAUCACCACCAUCGGUUACGGGCACAUCGCACCCAAGACCGACUGGGGUAAGGUGAUCACCAUCUUCUACGCCAUCCCCGGGGUGCCCCUCAUGAUGCUGUGCCUGGCUAACAUCGGAGACGGCAUGGCGCACUCCUUCAGGUUCCUCUACUGGAAGGUGUGUUGCUACGCGUGCACCAAGAAGCCCAAGAAGAAGAGAAGAGCGAGAUCGAUGCGCGGCUCUCGGAGGUACCCGAGCCAGCAGGGAAGCCAAAGGGCGCGAGCCUCCUCCUUCAGAAGGUCCAACAGAGCCUCCGAGAAGUCCGCGGAUUCACACCUCAGUGACUCUGCCUUCUACACGUCCUCUUAUUCAGACCCCGAUUACAAGAUGUACGACGACAUGGUUGAAGCUGACAUGCGAGGGCUGCAGAGCAAUCGCCCUUCGGGGAGAAGCCAGCAGACGAGAGCGUCGCAAAACUCUAAGGGAUCUGACCUCCUCACUCCGCCGCCCAAGGAGGGAGCGCAGGACGACGGAAGGCUCGCAGUGCUGUUCAACAAGUACGCGCUUGAGCAGGAAGGCCUGUCGCCCGAAAAUGACCAGAGAUCUCCGGACCGAGAGGACGCCGCCGAAACGAGGCCGGACCGAGACGGCAAGGCAAGGCGCAGCCGACGCGACGACGCAGAGCUCCCGGUGACGCACCAGCCGCGCAGCCAGCGAGCGCCCCCGCCCGCCGCCGAGGCCCAGGGCUACUUGGACUCCCCCCCGCUGCCCAGGUCGCCCCGCCACUCUGACAGGUACUCACGCCACAUGCCUCCUCAGCAUGACCCCAGGAGUCGUCUCUCCCGUUUAGAUGAAGAGUACUACUACGACGACGACUACGACGACGACUACGACGAUGAGGAGGAAGACGACAUGGGCGGCGACAAACCGGUGCCCAUCUGGCUCGGAGUGAUGCUGGUCUUCGCGUACAUCCUGGCGGGCGCUUUCCUGUUCGCCGGCUGGGAGGGCUGGGGCUUCCUCGACUCCGUCUACUUCUGCUUCAUCACUCUGACGACGAUAGGCUUCGGAGACUUCGUGCCGGCGCAGGACCUGAAGGUGGACGUAGAACUGAGCAUCGCUCUGUGCUCCAUCUACCUGCUGUUCGGCAUCGCCCUCUUGGCCAUGAGCUUCAACCUCGUGCAAGAAGAGGUCAUAAGCAAGGUCAAGAACAUGGCCAGAAGACUCGGUAUUCUCAAAGACGAAGGAGAAGAAGACGACGAUGACUAACGGGGUCGAAAGAGAAUGUACCCAUGUUCUUAGUCACAUAAUGUACACUACAGACUCACUCACGGACACCCACAGAGACACGCUUGACGACUGUGUCAUUAGCAUAAUGAAGACCAACAGUGUAAUCUUAAUGGGAUUACACUAUUUCCUCUAUAUAUGUUGGCAAAGAAUGCAUAGUUUGUAUGCGGGAUAUAUACUGUAAAAAUAAAGCAGGUUGAUAAAUAAGGUUGUUGCUUGUAAGAAAAUAGUGCAGAUGAAGAGGGGUAUGAUGUUAUGGUUACCAGACAACAAUACAAUAUUUAUGAUGCAUAAAUUGUUGUUAUGAUUUCCAAUAUCGUCAUAACCACCAUCGUGCCAUGUAUAAACAUGCUGUAUAUUAUGUUUGUUAAAAUGUUCAUACAUGUAAUCACUGAAUGUCUUCAAAUAUUACAAAGUAUAAAUAAGUUGAUUGCUGCCGUUACCUUGCCAGUGUGUGUGCUUAAUGCGUAUGCAUACAUCAACACAAAUGAUGAAGCCUAUGGUGUGGAUGUGUGUGCAUGACAGUGCUUGGCAAUCGUAAUUACGGAGAGAGUGAGCGAAAGUUCAAUCAAUAGGUUCGAAAAAUGAGCGACAGUUGAGAGAUAGUACUUCAGGCAGCGAAAGAAUCACAUGAUAUGCUGAACAUAAGGUAUGUUGAAAGUAUGAGGAAGGUUUGUACAUCACUAACCAACAGGAAUAAUGUACGCCGGGGUGGGAGCGGGUGAGUAGAGCCACAUGUAUGUCAAAGGUUUGCCCAAGCUCUGAAUACCAUCAUGUAUAACGGUGGUUGCUAACUGGUGUUCUGAAGAACUGUUGAUGCUGAUACAGUGCUAUUAUGCUGAUGCAAGUGUUUUUCCUUGGGGAAACUUACAAUUACAAAGUACAAGAUGAGUUUGGCUUAUUGGUGUAUGUAAAUGUAAGCAGGUAAAUAAAUGGCGGUCAAUAUGCCGCUUUGUUGAUAAAACAGCUACACUCACACGUUUUUUACUCAAGGCAUGUACUGGACUUAACCGGCAUGAUUUUAACAUUAUCGCCAAAUACUUCAGGCAAUCCAUCAUCGGGACAGUGCUAAAAUGAGGAUAGAUAUAUAGAGAGAGCAAGAUCAAAAGAGAGAGCGAGAGAGAGAGAGAGAGAGAGAGAGAGAGAGAGAGAGAGAGAGAGAGAGAGAGAGAGAGAGAGAGAGAGAGAGAGAGAGAGAAAGAAAGAGAGAGAGAGAGAGAGAGAGAGAGAGUCCUGUUCGUGAGUGCCUUCAGACUCCCCAGUGUACCUCCCUGAGCCGGGACAGACGAUACCAGAAGGUGCACAUGGAGAGAUAGCAAAAGUUGAAAGUCACCAAGAAUAUUAACAAAACAUGAUAAAAGGCGUUUUCGUUUUUUUUUUUUUUUUGUAGAAUAUUGCGAGACAUUUAUAUGGGAUGACGUAUUACAGUCCACAGACAAGGCCUAUGAGACACAGAGCAGCAGCAUACGAGGUGUACAGUGUUAAGGUUGGCUACAAAGAGGUGGCCAAUAGGUCGUCCCAACAUACCUUGGACGUGGAUAGUACAGCGAUAAAACACUCCAGUACCAUUAUUGUUGGGAAUAAACUCUCUUUUUCUAUAUGUAUGUAUAUAUGGGCCUUAUUGACAUGUUUAAUUUAUUUCUGGAGUCUAUCAAUAUGUGCAAAAUAGCCAUUUCGGCUCGUUGGGUAUAUUAGGUAUAUGGUUAUAUCAAUGGGAUGUAGAUGUCAAUUUAAUCAAAAUACAUUUAUCAGAAGUACCUAUCUAAGUAAAAAUGCAGUAAUAAAAUAAAAAAAAUAGUAAACUUAUUUGAUACGGAUUACGAAAUGUUCUGUAAAUUGCCGUUGGAAACACUUCGUCCGUAUUUCACAGUUUACGAGCACAGGAUUAUGAUCACAAAAAGGGAAAGGGUAAUGAUUUUUUUAUUUUCUUUUUUGACAUCAUAUGUGCUCUUAGUGCAAACAUAUAUAUUCAUUUACAUAUAUUCCUUUUUCAGACAUGCAUUUAUAUUUCUUGUAAGAAGUAUAUUUAUGGUUGUAUGUUAAGCGGACCUACUCUCACUUUGAAAAUCGCUAAAUUACGAAAGUUUCGGUCAGUAUCGAGGAAAUCUGAAUCAAGAAUACACGGUUCACAAAAACAAACGAAAUAUGUUCCCAAAACUCUGUUCCAUAGAAUCUUAUCAGUUUGGUAAUUUCGUGAUUUUCCUGUUUAGCCUGUAACUUUCCUGAUGGUAUUUGUUUUAACUUAAGGUCCUUGGUGGGAUGAUUUCCAAGUCCUCUUCGAUUGUGCGUGAUGUAGUUCUCUGUACUUAAAGUAGAUCGACUUCUUUUCGUCAAACCUGAAUUCAUGCAGGUGCCAGUAUUACGUGACAGAUGUCAGUAUGUUGUUGACGGUGUAUUUUUUUCAUCCAAAUAUAAAAUGAUCAAAGUGCCCCACA